This is a messenger RNA of Thamnophis elegans (Western terrestrial garter snake), 687 nucleotides long. It is a transcript of the gene CLDN10, whose product is annotated as claudin 10. Gene Ontology annotation, cellular component: plasma membrane; bicellular tight junction. Lineage: Eukaryota; Metazoa; Chordata; Lepidosauria; Squamata; Natricidae. Gene Ontology annotation, molecular function: structural molecule activity. Gene Ontology annotation, biological process: cell adhesion; bicellular tight junction assembly. The record is from RefSeq and is a predicted model, not a curated record.
AUGGCCAGCGCGGUGGUGGAAAUCCUGGCUUUCCCGGUCGUCUCGGGCUGGGUGCUGGUGUCCUCCACGCUGCCCACCGACUACUGGAAGGUGUCAUCCAUCGACGGCAGCGUCAUCACCACGGCUACUUUCUGGUCCAACCUUUGGAAGACCUGCGUGACCGACUCGACCGGGGUGUCCAACUGCAAGGACUUCCCCUCCAUGCUGGCGCUUGACGGUUACAUCCAAGCGUGCAGAGGACUCAUGAUUGCUGCUGUCUGCCUUGGUUUUUUGGCCUGUAUUGCCUUGAUUGGGAUGAAGUGUACAAAGGUUGGAGGCACAGACCAAACUAAAGCUAAAAUUGCUUGUUUUGCUGGACUGAUCUUUAUUAUCUCAGGACUGAGUGCAUUGACUGGUUGCUCCCUCUAUGCUCACCGAAUCACAUCUGAGUUCUUUGACCCCACAUAUAUUGCACAAAAGUAUGAACUGGGAGCCGCUUUAUUCAUUGGUUGGGCUGGAGCAUCGCUUUGCAUAAUUGGUGGCAGCAUCUUCUGCUUCUCCGUUUUUGAAAGCAAACACACUCCACGGAUGGUAUAUGCGUACAACAAACCAGCGUCUAUGAUGUCUACUCGAACCAAGGCCUACUCAGCAGAUUUUAAAGCAUCCAAAAUCCCUCCAAAGCACUUUGACAAAAAUGCCUACGUGUAA